Molecule: messenger RNA, 4434 nt
Organism: Ilyonectria robusta
Lineage: Eukaryota; Fungi; Ascomycota; Sordariomycetes; Hypocreales; Nectriaceae
Exons: 5
Coding region: 109-4251 (1380 amino acids)
Biological process (GO): endosomal vesicle fusion; cellular response to starvation; macroautophagy
Cellular component (GO): HOPS complex; late endosome
Molecular function (GO): protein binding
Source: RefSeq, a predicted model, not a curated record
AGCUGUCAUAGCUCAAACGCGGGUACCUGAAUCAAGCUUCAACUCUUCUACAUCGUUGCAUCCCCCGGCUGUGAGAAUCCCCAGCAUGACCUCAAUGCUGCUGGCGCAAUGACAGACCAGUCGCCGAAUCCCGGCGAUACACAGGAGCGCGAGCUCGAACCGCCUCAGUCCCAACCCGAGCUACCACACGAACACGCCGUGACAUUCUCCGAAGACGAAGGCGAGACACCCGACCACGAUGCGCCUGACAACACCGAUUUAGAGGCCCCAGCCCAAGAGCCAGUCACCGGAGCGGACGGUGCUGGCGAAAACGAGGGGGUGGCGACCAAGAACGCAGUUGACGCCCAAAAGGAGCCUGUAGGCGGUGGUGAUGGCACUGCGGCGGAAGUGGACGACAGCCAAGAGGACGAGGGGAAGACGAAGGAGACAGAAGAAGUAGAUGCUGAAAAGGAAGAUGAAGACGCAGAAGAAGCAGAUGACGAUGUUGAGGAAGAAGAAGAAGAAGAAGAAGAAGAAGAAGAAGAAGACGACGACGAGGAAGAAGACGAUGAUGAAGACGAGGAUGAUGACGAAGACGACGAGCCGAGGCUCAAGUACGCUCGCCUUACCCAACACCUCGGUCCCCUAUACCGCAACGGCGAUGCGACCAGUGCAUUUCUUGUCGCUGGCGACAAGAUGAUUGUUGGAACCCAUAACGGCAACAUUCACGUAAUUCAACUCCCCAUCUUCCAAUCCUUGAAAGUCUAUCAUGCGCAUUCUGCUUCGGUCACCAGCAUAUCAAUUUCCCCUUUCCCGCCACCUCUACCGACCGACAAGCCAGAGGCUCCGCCGCGACUUACAGGACCUGCAGCCCCCAGUGGCGCUUCAGCUCGACAGCCAGAGUCAUCUCCGGCUGCAGCAUCGAGGAAACCUCGUGAGCGCUUUCAGAUCCCCAAAAUCCCAUCAAAUGACAUUUUCGUUGCGACGUCAUCAAUGGAUGGCAACGUGUGCGUGCAGUCACUUGUCGACAUGAAGGACGUUCAACUGCGCAACUUUGCUAGGCCGGUCCAGUCGGUGGCGUUAUCCCCCGAAUACAGAACCGACAGAACAUAUCUAUCAGGAGGAACGGCCGGCCAGCUCAUCCUUACUGUGGGUGGAGGUCCCGGCCGAAGCACUUCGACAACAACCGGCAGUGCGGCAGCCACCGCCUCGGGAUGGCUUGGAAGUAUGGGUAUUGGCGGCAAUACAGGAAAGGACACUAUCCUUCAUUCUGGCGAGGGAAUUAUCAGCACGAUCAAGUUCUCUCUCUCUGGAAAAUAUGUCGUGUGGCUGAACGAACACGGCAUUAAGAUUAUGCGAUCCAAGCUCCAUCUUGAUAACGCAGAUGCCGAAGAUGCAUGGAAGCGUAUAGGCCAUAUUGAUCGACCACAAACAGAGGAAUGGGACACCAUGGCUAGUGUCUGGAAGGGCCGCGUUGAGUGGAUUGAUGAACAGGCCGUUGAAUCAGAUGAGUCAGAACAGGGCCCCCUCGACAAGCCCGUCUCGCCGGCCACCGAAAAGCUGAGGGAACAGGCUGUCUUGGGCAAGAGGAGUAUCGAGCGACUUCUCGUGGGAUGGGGUGGUACAAUUUGGAUCAUCCAUGUCCAUCCUGGAGGUGUAGGUGUGGGACGGAACGUGGGAGAGAAGACUAUUGGGCGGGCUGAAAUUGUCAAAAUUCUACGCAUGGAUUGCAUUAUUUCCGGCAUUUCUUUAUAUACCCAGAACUUGUUACUUGUGCUUGCAUAUUGUUUACCCGACGAAGACAACGAAGACGAGAUUCUCGACGUGUCGCCAGUCAAGACGCAUAAAUCUCGACUUUCGACAACAUCGACAGGAAGCGAACCUGUGGGGGGUGUCCGCCGGCGCCAGAACAAUCAGCCCCCUGAACUACGGCUUAUCGAUCUCAACUCCCAAGCCGAAGCCGACAAGGAUGGGCUCAGUGUCAGUCGCUAUGAGCGACUUACAUCAGGCGAUUACCAUCUGGGAGUGUUACCUGCACGCAACGCUGCCUCUGCCGUUGCUUCAACAAGAGGAGCCCUCGAAGCCCUUGCCGGGCUUGGCUCGGACAUGUGGAAUGCUGCGAUUAAUCCGCGAUCACUCUUCAGCUCGGGGGCAAGCAUCCGCAGCAGAGAGAGUGGCGAUGAUGCAGCUUCAAGUAUGAGGGCCGGCAGCACGACCGGGAUUAUCCGUCCUGGGACCAGCAGAGGUGGUGCCCCAUCGGUGCAUGCCGGUCUGGUUAAGCCAGGAGUCAAGGUGUUCAUUCAUAGCCCAUACGACUGCAUUCUUGCAACGAGAAGAGACUUGGGAGACCACCUGGGAUGGCUCAUGGAGCGCCAGCAGUACCAGCGUGCUUGGGAGCUCAUCGACGAGCACCCCGAAAUCGUGACUACCUCUGUCGAAAGAGGCAGCGAUGCAGGUCCUCAAACCCCAUCGAAACCGCAAGAGGCUGCUGAUGACUUUUUUGAUGACGAGUCUGUCACAGAUUCAACUCCUAGAAAUAUGUACUCCUCAGUCGAGCGAGAGAAGAGGCGGAUCGGAGAGCUCUGGAUUCAAGAGCUUAUUGAAGAACAAGACUGGAUCUCGGCUGGCCAGGUCUGCGGCAAGGUGCUCACAACUGCCGACAGGUGGGAGAAAUGGGUAUGGACCUUUGCGGGCGCCAAAAGGUUUGAGGAAAUCACGAACUACAUCCCAGUAGCGCCUAUGCGCCCUCCUAUCCCUACAACCAUAUAUGAAGUUGUCCUGGGUCACUAUCUUCAGACCGACAAGCCCCGAUUCAGGGAGCUACUUGAGCGUUGGCCAACAGAGCUCUUUGACAUUAAAACCAUCACCACUGUCUUGGAGAACCAGCUCAAAUAUCGAGAUGUGCGGGAAGAUAGCAUCGAUGAAGGAGAGAAGGGCCGGGACUGGCGGAUUGUCAUGGAAAGUCUGUCAAGACUCCAUGAAGCUAAUGGGCGUCAACGAGAGGCACUCAAGUGUUACAUCAAACUCCAUGAUGCAGACUCAGCCUUCCGCUUGAUCAGAGACAACCACCUUGCCGAUGCCGUCGAAGAUGACAUCCCUAGCUUCAUCGGCCUCAGGGUAUCACCGGAAGACCUGGGCCAGAUGACAGAAAGCGACCUUGAGGAUGCCACAUCCGAAGCGAUCACGCUCCUAGUUGAUGAGGCUCAGCAUGGUCUCUUGCGCCCGGAAGUGGUUGUGGAACAGUUGCUCGCCCAAGAGCUGCGCCUUUACAUCUACUUCUAUUUCCGCGGCCUUUGGAAGGGUGAAGGCAUCAGGGAACACAUGGGAGAGAAUUUGGACCGACUGGUCAUGGACAGCCAGUCUCUGGUGGACGGCUUCGCCGACUUGGCGGUGCAUUUGUUCGCGACUUACGACAGGACGCUACUGAUGCAAUUCCUGAAGAUUUCUAUUUCGUACACUUUUGAGAAGGCUGUCCAAGAAUGCGAGCAAUUUUCAUACUACGACGAGCUUGUGUAUCUAUAUUCGAAGACCGGGCAGAUGAAACGCGCGCUCUAUCUCAUCAUCGACCGCCUCAAGAACGUCAGCAAGGCCAUCGAGUUUGCCAAGGAACAGGAUGAUCCUGACCUCUGGGAGGAUCUCCUCAACUAUAGCAUGGACAAACCUAGCUUCAUUCGUGGCCUGCUUGAACAGGUCGGCACGGCCAUCAACCCGAUCACGCUCGUGAGGCGGAUUCCAGAGGGUCUUGAAAUCGAUGGCCUCCGAGAGGGCUUGACUCAUAUGAUGAAGGAGCAUGAGAUACAGUACAGUAUCAGCUCUGGAGUCGCACGGGUCCUGCGCAGUGAAGUUGCCGCCGCACAAAACGAUCUUCGUGCUGGACAGCGCAAGGCCAUCAAGUUCGAAGUGGAUGUGCACUCCACGGAGCACAUAGAUGUAGAGGUCAAAGACGUGCCCACCGACCCGGAGAAUCCGGAGCGGAAUGCAUCGCAUCCCGUCACAGACCACGAUCAUCGGGUCCCUCAGGUGGGGCACUGCGCGAGGUGCCAUGAGCCCUUCACCGAGUAUGAAAUGGAAACUUUGGUGGGAUAUGCGUGUGGCCACGUAUUCCAUGUGAGCCACUUACUAGAGAUGUUGCAUGGAGGGAAGAAGGUCGAUGUCAAUUUGGGAAAUGGCGUGGAGGAGGGGAGUCGAUACUCGGUGGGAAUGAAGGUCAUGCGGGCGCGGUUGUUGAAGGAUAAGGUUAGAGGAGGAUGUCCAGUUUGCCAUGUCAAGUAAGAGCGAAGCUUCAUCAUUCAUAUAGGCGUCAAAUUGUGUAUAGCGUUAACGGAUACCAGCUCUACAAGCAUUCACAUAGUAGUCUUCCCCCAUGAAUGAUAGGUGACUGACACGCUGAACACAAAGCACAGACACGCGGUUGAAGAUGGACCUGGUUCAAUUUCAAAAUGUAUCUCAGUACGA